AUGUCUCUUAGAAUAAAGGCGCUGGAUGAAUCAGUGGUCAAUAAAAUUGCUGCUGGAGAGAUCAUAAUAUCCCCUGUAAAUGCGCUCAAAGAAAUGAUGGAGAAUUCCAUCGAUGCUAACGCGACAAUGAUUGAUAUUUUAGUUAAAGAGGGAGGUAUCAAGGUUCUUCAAAUAACGGAUAAUGGGUCUGGGAUUAAUAAAACUGAUUUGCCGAUUUUAUGUGAACGGUUCACGACAUCCAAAUUACAAAAAUUUGAAGAUCUGAGUCAAAUUCAGACAUAUGGAUUCCGAGGGGAGGCUUUGGCUAGUAUUUCUCAUGUGGCUAGAGUGACAGUUACAACAAAAGUCAAAGAAGACAGAUGUGCGUGGAGAGUUUCAUAUGCUGAGGGUAAGAUGCUAGAAAGCCCCAAGCCUGUUGCCGGCAAAGACGGUACCACGAUCCUAGUUGAAGAUCUUUUUUUCAAUAUUCCGUCUAGGUUGAGAGCUUUAAGAUCCCAAAACGAUGAAUAUGCUAAAAUAUUAGAUGUUGUUGGGCGAUAUGCUAUUCAUUCCAAAGGCAUUGGCUUUUCCUGUAAAAAGUUCGGAGAUUCUAAUUAUUCCUUAGCAGUUAAACCUUCUUACUCAGUCCAUGACAGGGUUAGAACUGUAUUCAGUAACUCUGUGGCUUCUAAUUUGAUCUCUUUGCAUAUUGAUAAGGUUGAAGAUUUCAAUUUGGAAAGUGUUGAUGGAGAAGUGUGUAAUUUGAACUUCACAUCCAAAAAGUCCAUUUCUCCAAUUCUUUUCAUCAAUAAUAGAUUAGUGACGUGCGAUCCUCUAAGACGGGCCCUUAAUAGUGUUUAUUCUAACUAUCUACCAAAAGGAAACAGGCCUUUUAUCUAUUUGGGGAUUAUUAUAGAUCCAGCCUCUGUAGAUGUUAACGUUCAUCCGACAAAGAGAGAAGUUCGUUUCUUGAAUCAAGAUGAAAUCGUAGAGAAAAUUUCCACUCAGCUACACGCUGAAUUAUCCGCCGUGGAUACUUCACGUACUUUCAAAGCCUCGUCAAUUACAACAAGUCAACCAGGAUCUUUAAUAUCCUCUAAUAAUACCAUAGAGAACGAAGAGGAGAGAAGGACGCUCCGACAAGCCCAGGUAGUAGACAACACGUACACGAUAACCAGUAAUCGACUAGGGGGAGCUAAAAGACAAGAAAAUAAAUUAGUCAGAACAGAUUCUUCACAAGCAAAAAUUACGUCAUUUUUGUCCUCAAGUCAACAAUUCAACUUUAAUGGGUCAUCUACAAAGCAGCGAUUAAACCAACCCAAGGUGAAGGCUGUAACUCAAACUCUAGAGACAGAAGGGUCAACAUUAAAUGAAAGCGAACAGCUUCAAGACGAUAACACAAGCAGUGACGAUGAGAUAAAGGGUCAACCUAGGAAGAAACAAAAACCUGAAAUCCAUGGUACUGCAAGGGUCAUUGAUAGUGGAAAGCGUAUGCCUGCUAUUUCAAAAGACGGGUAUAUUAGAGUUGCUAAAGAGCGAGUUAAUGUGAAUCUCACCAGUAUCAAAAAAAUGCGUGAAAAGGUGGAUGAUUCGAUACAUCGAGAGCUAACAGAAAUUUUUGCAAAUAUGACUUAUGUUGGUGUUGUAGAUGAGGAAAGAAGACUGGCCGCAAUUCAGCAUGACUUAAAACUCUUUUUAAUAGAUUACGGAUCUGUGUGCUAUGAACUAUUUUAUCAAAUCGGUUUGACAGACUUCGCGAACUUCGGUAAGAUUAAUUUACUGAGUACAGAUGGGUCAGAUGAUAUAAUCCUAUAUAACCUCCUAUCAGAGUUCGAUGGACUAAAAGAUGAACUCUCAAAAGAAAAACUAAUUAGUAAAAUAUGGGAUAUGAGUAGCAUGCUAAAUGAAUACUAUUCCAUAGAGUUGGUGAACGAUAGUACCGACAACGACUUAAAAUUUGUGAAGCUGAAAACGUUACCUUUACUUUUAAGAGGUUACAUUCCAUCUUUGACGAAGUUACCCUUUUUUAUUUAUCGCUUGGGCAAUGAAGUAAAUUGGGAGGAUGAACGAGACUGCCUGGACAGUAUUCUAAGAGAAAUUGCUUUACUAUAUAUACCGGAUAUGAUUCCUAAAUUGGAUAUGUCUGAUAUAUCGCUUUCUGAAAAUGAAAAGACCCAAUUUAUAGAUAGAAGGGAGGAAGUAUCUUCAUUACUAGAACAUGUUCUUUUUCCUUGUAUCAAAAGAAGGUUUCUUGCGCCUAGACACCUACUCAAAGACGUUGUCGAAAUAGCUAACCUUCCAGGUCUUUAUAAAGUUUUUGAAAGAUGCUAG
Saccharomyces mikatae IFO 1815 is the source of this 2310-nucleotide messenger RNA. It is a transcript of the gene MLH1, whose product is annotated as mismatch repair ATPase MLH1. Gene Ontology annotation, cellular component: MutLalpha complex. Bases 1 to 2310 code for a protein of 769 amino acids. Gene Ontology annotation, molecular function: ATP hydrolysis activity; mismatched DNA binding; ATP-dependent DNA damage sensor activity. Lineage: Eukaryota; Fungi; Ascomycota; Saccharomycetes; Saccharomycetales; Saccharomycetaceae. Gene Ontology annotation, biological process: mismatch repair. The record is from RefSeq and is a predicted model, not a curated record. The transcript has a single exon.